Molecule: messenger RNA, 878 nt
Organism: Sciurus carolinensis (gray squirrel)
Lineage: Eukaryota; Metazoa; Chordata; Mammalia; Rodentia; Sciuridae
Product: putative coiled-coil domain-containing protein 144C
Exons: 7
Coding region: 87-878 (263 amino acids)
Source: RefSeq, a predicted model, not a curated record
AAUACAGGAAUGAUGUAAAAUGUGACACUAGGAACCCAAAACGUGGAACCUUGCUCGACAAUAUUGCUGAGAGUGAAAGAGAACAUAUGGUUUCAACUGGUAGUAAAAGCCAUGUCAAGGAAAAGAGCUUGUGUGAUGCUCCCCUGUCAUCGCCUGUCCAAAAGUUUGUCUUGGAAGGAAAAGGAGAAGUGUGUGAAAAGUUGCAGCAAUCCAGGAAUGAUGUAAAAUGCGACCCUGGGAACCCAAAACAUCAAGAUUUGCUUCACAAGAAUAUAUCUGAGAGUGAAAGAGAACAUAUGGUUUCAACUGGUAGUAAAAGCCAUGUCAAGGAAAAGAGCUUGUGUGAUGCUCCCCUGUCAUCACCUCUCCCAAAGUUUGUCUUGGAAGGAAAAGGAGAAGUGUGUGAAAAGUUGCAGCAAUCCAGGAAUGAUGUAAAAUGCGACCCUGGGAACCCAAAACAUCAAGAUUUGCUUCACAAGAAUAUAUCUGAGAGUGAAAGAGAACAUAUGGUUUCAACUGGUAGUAAAAGCCAUGUCAAGGAAAAGAGCUUGUGUGAUGCUCCCCUGUCAUCACCUCUCCCAAAGGUUUCCACUUGUGUUGAAACAGGAAAACAGCUGCUGGAUAAACAUCACAGGAUUGAGGAUAUAGUCACUAUGUUGAGACUAGAAACAGACACAAUAAAACAUGAGAACCAAGAAAAGGAAAAGAAAUACCUUGAGGAUAUUGAAAUUAGAAAAAGAAAGUAUGAUGACCUUCAAAAGACCAUCAAAAUAAAGGAAGAAAUACUUAGAGAGAAUGUAUUCCAGUAUAAUGAACAAUAUGAUAAUAUGAAAUCUGAGAUUACAAUGCAUAUAUUUCAACUGGAGUAUGAAAAAUGA